GCUCGACAGCGCCACUUCUCGGGCGUUGUGGUCGCACGGAGGAACUGCACGCUAACAGGAGGAGGAGACUGAGUUUGCGCGGCUGCUGCUGCUUCUUCUUCUUCUUCCUUUACGAACUUUCUGGACGCAAACGCUGUCGAAUACGACAGGAUCGAGGAAGCUGACCAGGAGGAGAGAGACACACUGAGCGUGAGAUCAGAAUGUCGUCGUCGUCGGCGUCGUCUUCGCUGCCCCUCGGCCAGGACGGCGCGGUGCGCUACAAGAAGCGCAAGGCCAACUUCUCGUUCAGCGAAGUUCACAUCCUGCUGGAUGAAGUGCGCAAAAACCGACACCUCGUCGUGGGUAAAUUCAAUUCAGGAAUUCCCAGUGAUGUGAAGAGGAGGAAGUGGACAGAGAUCACGCAGCGCAUUAACGAGAUUGGUGAGUGUGACCGUGAGGUCGGUGAGGUCAUAAAGAAGUGGUCCGACCUCAAAUGCGACACCAAGAGGAAAAUUGCAGCACUACACACGGGCGUGGCUCUGCCUCAUUCGUCAGACCUCACGCAGACUGAAAACAUCGUGAGCUCCAUUCUGGAGCUGGACAAGAAACCGUGGGAGGCGACGCGCUCGCCGCGGGGACGAAGCAGGAGCGAGGAACAGGACAUGGCCGUAGGAGACGAUGACGAUGAUAUCGCGUUCCUGGGUCCGGGAUCGGUUCAGGAUUCUCCCAGGUCAGGAAUCGAGACGAGGCCGAUGCCGCCGCCUCUUCCGGGAGCCGCUGUCGGGGGGGUCGAGAUGAAAUUAGACCCCUCGAAUAACACGGACGCAGACUCUCGCGCGAUGGACUCGGAUGACGACCACCACGACAUUAUCCCCUCAUCCAUGAACUCGUACACGGAGGACGAGGGAAACCUCAGCAGCGUCCCACACGUCUCCUCGUCCUCCGCCGGUCAGGCGAAGGCGGAGCCAGAGAGCGCACGUGAGCAGUUAGCACAAAGCGCUAGCCUGAGUGUGCAGGAGCAGCACGUGACGAACGCGUUGCUGUGCACGGUGUCGCGCUCGCUCGAGCUCCUGGCCGAGUCGGUGCAGCAGCUGGCGGAGACGCAGCAGGAGUUCGCGCGCGAGUCGCUCAGGCUGCAGAGAGAGACGGUGCAGGUGCUGCGAGAGUUCGCCUCUGGGGCACUAACACUUCUGCACGAGAGGGUGAACGGCAAACCGCCGCUUAUUUAGACGAGAAAACUUGCACAGUUUGAAUCACUGCCAAAAAAACGUUACAGCAGCACGAAGCUCACGCAGAUCACACUAAAUUCUUUUAGCAUUAAAUUACACAUCCAUGAAGCUUCGGUCCCCAGCAGAACGACAGGGUCGGAGUUCAAAACACAACACGGUGUCCUACCGAACGAGACCGAUGUUAUUCUCAGGAGCACGAGCACUACUCGGACAACGGAGAGUUCAAUAUCGUGACGUAAUCACUUAUCAGCAGGGACGAAACACUGCAGUGUUACACACAAGCGUCUCCCACAUCACUUAUUCAUGUCAAGCUGCGUUAUUCUCCUGACUGAUCCCAACCACAAUAUUCCACAUGCUGUUGCCUGAAACUUUCAUGAGUCAAGGUUUGUGUAUGACGGUGUUUAAACAUCCAGAACCAGAGUGCUGUAAAAAAAUAAACUUUUUGUAUGCUUGUUGUUUUUUUUUAUGUCUGUGGAUAAAAACCGAUACCAUGCUGUCAGGUGUAACUUUCCCGACGUCCGAAAGCUCGACUGAGGAAACUUUCCAUUUAUUUGUAUGGCGCUUUUAACAUUGGACCUUUUCGCAAAGCAGCUUCACAGAAACACAAUGCGAAAAAAAAUCCGAUUCCAAAAUGAUUCAUAUAUUAAACAAGAAUCCAAGAUUAAUAUUAGAUCUAUUUAAAUCUGUUUGUAUUUAUCCCUAAUGAACAAGGCUGAGGCGACUGAACUCCCUUAGAUGGAAGAGGAAGGAACCUUGAGAGGAACAAAAGUGAACCUCAUCCUCAUCUGGGUGACACUGAAGUGUGUGAUUAUAGAUAUACAGUCUGAUGAUUGUGUAUCGACGAGGAGGUUCUCGUCCCGAAAGACCACAAGGAGUCGGAAUCGGCUCUUAGAACGUCUGAAUACUUCAUGAAGCAUCUCUGGAACAUCACCGUAGAUGCCUCAGGAUCCUCACAUGGUUGUCUUCAUCUCAUCUCAGUGAAGGUCCAAAAUCUUCAUGAUACGGAACACAACCGAUGCUGGAACGGAUCUCUGGAUGCCUCGUGAUGGGAAGAAAAAGAGAAUCGAUGCGACAGAUGAUGAAGUGAUCAGGCUUAGAUUUCACAAAACAGAUUCAAACGAUCCGAUUCUCACGUCGUCAUUUCACCGUAUAACCACCGCACGUUACUCAUCAGUCUGAGCUGCCAUGUUUUUAUUCUGUCUCUCGCCCGGUGAAACGUCCACGAUGAAAAUCUGGUGUUCGCAGGAUUUAUUGCCUAAUAUAUCUUCUACCUGAAGAGAUGAUUAUGUCAUGGGACUUUUUGGUGUGUUUUUUUUUAUAUAUUAUUAUUUUUUUCCUGUAAAAAUGCCUCUAGGUGAAAAGGUGUUUAAAAGGUUUGAGGUUCUUGUCAGAAAAAAGAAAGAAACGGUAUUAUGCUUCUGGAUGCCAUAAAUCAUGUAAAUGUCUAAAGGAAGUGAAAUAAAGUCUCUGCUGCUCUUUUUUGAACAACAA
Molecule: messenger RNA, 2699 nt
Organism: Tachysurus fulvidraco (yellow catfish)
Lineage: Eukaryota; Metazoa; Chordata; Actinopteri; Siluriformes; Bagridae
Exons: 4
Coding region: 201-1208 (335 amino acids)
Cellular component (GO): nucleus
Source: RefSeq, a predicted model, not a curated record